Molecule: messenger RNA, 1653 nt
Organism: Sitophilus oryzae (rice weevil)
Lineage: Eukaryota; Metazoa; Arthropoda; Insecta; Coleoptera; Curculionidae
Product: G2/mitotic-specific cyclin-A-like
Exons: 7
Coding region: 187-1326 (379 amino acids)
Biological process (GO): regulation of cyclin-dependent protein serine/threonine kinase activity; mitotic cell cycle phase transition
Cellular component (GO): cytoplasm; nucleus; cyclin A2-CDK2 complex
Molecular function (GO): cyclin-dependent protein serine/threonine kinase regulator activity
Source: RefSeq, a predicted model, not a curated record
AUUUCCUUGGAAAUGACAAAAACGACUAUAAAAUAUUCAUACAAAAACUAAAAAAUAAUAUCGUUUUUAUAAUAAAGAAUCUUGGAUUCAUUCUAGGCUGUGAUAUUCUUUAAAAUAGUGUAAUUUUAUGUUGAAGACGCUUACUGAAAAACUAAGAUAUACAUCAAGUAAGAAUUAAGCAAUAAUAUGGCUAGUUUUGGUAUUUUAGAAGAUAACGAAAAUAAUGAUGUUAAGUGUAACAAGAGAUUGAAAAAAAGUAACAAGCCAAAUGAGCAAGUCUUUCAAAAAAAGGGCGUAGUAUCAAACAGGGGUGUUUUACGGACCCUGAAAAAUGGAGUGCGAGCCGAUGUAAAAACAAUACAUGAAAAGGAGCAAGAAAGUAGAAUAGAGGAGCUUGUAAGCCUAGAUGAUAGCCUUAAGGAAAAUGAAAAGAUUAACAAUUUAGACGCAGAUGUGUUGGAAGGAAAAGGAAAUGAAAAUGAGGAUCAUUUAAGAGAAGAAGAGAAUAUGCCAAAACGGUUACUUUAUGUUGCAGAGUACAGAAAAGAUAUAUGGAAACAUUUACAUAAUCUGGAACGAACUUAUUCGUUUCCCAAAUCGAAAUACAUGCUGAAGCAAAGCGAUCUGACGUGGAAUACAAGAAGUAUCUUGAUUGAUUGGCUGUCGAGCGUUUCCGAAGAAUAUAAACUCUGCACCGAAACUUUUCAUCUUAGCGUGAAUUAUAUCGAUAGAUUUCUAAGCCAUAUAGCCGUGGUAAGGAGUAAAUUCCAACUGGUCGGAGCGGCGGCUAUGCUGUUAGCGGGAAAAAUCGAAGAAAUUUAUCCCAUCGACGUAAAGGAAUGGUCAUAUUUAACAGGUGAUACUUUUACGCCCAGGCAAAUCUUGAAAAUGGAACAACUGAUUGCCAAGAUUUUAAGAUUUCGCAUGCAGCCGCCGACAAUGUACACUUUUAUCGAACAUUUCUGUCACGAACACCGCUUGGAUGCGCAAACGAUGCACUUGGCUAUGUACAUCAGCGAGCUAGUCUUGUUGGAAGGGGAUGAAUACUUAAACCACCUGCCCUCCAAAUUAGCAGCAGCGUCUAUUGUUGUGGCCAGAUAUACCUUAUCGGAAGAACAAGUCUGGCCAAGUAAAUUUAAAGAAUCUAGCGGUUAUACUCUCCAACAACUUAGCCCUCUAGUCAAGAAGCAACACGAAACCUUCAAAGACAGUCCCUUAAAGGAACAGCAAGCUAUACAAACGAAGUACAAAAACGAAAAAUACUUUAAAGUCGCUCUAGUCAAGCCCAAAAAUCUUCUAAUAGACUAUUUGGAAGAGUCCGAAUAACAAACUGUGAUAAUAAACUUUAUAUUGCUUGUAAAAUUAAGACAAUUUGCUGUAAUGUAUAGCAUAUUUGUUUAAAAAAUUAUUAUAAAAUUGUAUUAUAUUAGAUAUUUUUACACCUUUGAUAAUUUAUUACGCUUAUAUUAAAUUUUUUACAAUUUUAUUUUUCAAAAAUCACCUGUAUAAGCCUAUAUUUUAUAUGUAAGUUCCUCUUUCAAAUGUACUUAUCCUAAAUAAUAUUUUUAAUACACUUUUCACUCUUUAAAAUUGAAUUUAAACGUAUUUUAUAUUUUAUUUAGUUUUUGAAUUAAACUGCAGUCAGGCAAUAUU